ACACCCGCCGUGGCGUAGCGCUUGCUGCAGCUGCUCUCCAAACUGCUAUUUAAAAAAGGAAAAAGUAUGAAACAUCCACUCCUGACUCCUCAAACCCCCCAAGCACCAAACAUCCAGUAGCCCCAUCAGCUUCUGCCAAGCCGGCUCCUUCUAAAUGCCUACAGCACCCGGGCAGGACCGGACAGAAUCGCCCGCGGAUUAUUCCCGUUGCGCCACAGGAGGGAUUUAUGGUGGUCUCGCGCAACAGACCGGCAGGGAAUCGCGUUCAUUCCGCAACACGGUUUAUCCGAUGCACGAGACGACGGCUCGCGCUCUCGGGCAGCGACGCAGUCACGCAGAGAUUAACGGAUCCGGAUUUUGAACGCCGGGACAAAUGAAUACAAAUGAAUUUAGCGACCCGAAGGAGAGACCGCAGAACCUCUCGUCUCGUAGCAAAGAGAGCUCUUCUUCUGUGCUUUCUACUUUAUUGUACUUCUUUUGGUUUCACUCAAGAACUCUUUGAAGAUGUGGACGUGUUGCAGCGUUUGGCUCUGCGCUCCGAGCUGGGUUCUCGUGCCGUUCCAGCUGGUGUUAUCUCCCUCCGCUCUGGCGUCAUCCUCACAACGGGAGCACGAGUUACCAAGGCGACGCGCUCCGUGUUCCCAUCGGAACUCUUUCGGAACUACACUAUAGUCCUGAGCGUCCGAUCCCACCGUUUGAACUCAGCCUUCCUCUUCUCCGUUCUGUCUGGGAAUCGGAUUCAGCUUGGGCUGGAAAUUUCGCCGGGCAAGCUAAAGCUUCAUGCCGGGCCUGGGAAUGUGGCCACCUUCCCUUAUGACCUCCACGACGGACGCUGGCACCAUCUAGCUUUCGUUCUAAAUGGGCUGUCGGUGACCUUACGUUCUCCCUGCUCGGAGAGCGACAAGGGAGUUACGCAAAAACUCUCCGUACUUCCAGAACGCCUGAACCCCCGCGGAACGUUCCGCUUGGGUGGUAGCAGCGCUUUGCUCCCGGGGGCAGUACCCUUCGAGGGGGCGGUUUGCCAGUUUGACGUGGUGCCCUCGGCGCAGGCGCAGCAGAAUUUCUGCAGUGCCAUUCGGCGGCAAUGCAGAGAAAACGAUACGUAUAGGCCGGCGCCCGCCCCUGCUAUCGUUCCUCUUCCACCCAGACAUGCCCCACCACUAUUGGCUCAAACGAUAUCGCCUAAUCGCACUUUCACACCCACUCCCACUAGUUUCAUUUGGACGUCCAUAAGUGUGGGGCCAGGAGGGUCUUCUGCUGUUAAAGUGAGUGACGGUGUACAAGGGUUAAGAUCUAAGCCCUUCUCUGCCACACCUCCACCCCUUUCCUUGAUACAAACAGGACCUUCUUUAUCUCAGAGAAAUUUAAAUUCCAUCACCCCCAAACCUACACUCAGGACACCCAAAAGCCCCAACCCGACUGCCUCAAAGCCUGCAAAGGUCUUGCCUUCCCCCACUAAACCAAGUGAACCCAAACAAACUACGACAAAGUCUUCCGUUCCAAAGCCCACCAUCGCCAGACCGACAUCUAGACCCGGAAGUUUAAAAACACCUGCACCUACGAAGCCCGUCAAACCCACAACUGCAAAGCCGACAGUCGUGAAACCCACGGUGAACAAACCAAAGUCUACGUUGCAAGUAAACACCAAAAUUAACCCAACCAAUAAAACAUCUACUCCAUCUGGCAAACCUUACAAGAAACAAAACGGCAUUCUUAAACUGGAUCCAACCGCCUCCAAAAGACCCUCAACACCACCAACCAAAAAGCCACUUCAACCCAAAUCCACGCCCCACACCACAACGCCAACCCUGAAAACUACCAUUGCCCCAAACAAGCCCAAAAAAACCCUUUCAACGCCCAAAUCCACACUUUUCACAACCGUCGCCCCAAACACACUCCAGAAAAAUUUGCCAUCCCCAAAAAUUAUUCCCAACAAACAAAAAACGUCUAUUGUCACACCAGCAACAUCAAGGUUUACCACCCAGUCUGUGACCCCUCCAUCUUUAGAGGAUUUCCAGAGUUUGGAGGCAGAUCCAACAUUCGUUUCGGGUCUGAUUGGGCCACCUGGACAAAAAGGAGAUCUUGGGCCAAUGGGAAUUCAGGGACCUCCAGGAAAACCAGGGCAGCCAGGCAAGAGAGGACCUCGGGGACCCCCAGGACCACAUGGCAAGCCAGGUCGAUCAGGUCCUCCAGGGCUUAAGGGGAAGAAAGGAGACCCUGGACUCUCUCCUGGAAAAGCACCAAAGGGAGAAAAAGGAGAUCUUGGUCUGCUCGGUCCUGUUGGUUUAGUUGGUGUGGAAGGCCGCAAGGGGCAGAAAGGCCAUCCAGGACCACCAGGCCUCCCUGGGGAACCAGGAGAACAAGGACCUGAAGGGAGUGCUGGAGCCAAAGGCUAUCCUGGCAGGCAGGGUUUGCCCGGUCCAAUAGGACCUGUCGGACCGAAAGGUGCUCGGGGUUUCAUUGGAAUCCCUGGACUUUUUGGUUUACCUGGAGCUGAUGGUGAAAGAGGUAGUCCUGGUCCACCAGGGAAGAGGGGCAAGAUGGGUAGGCCGGGCUUUCCUGGUGAUUUCGGAGAGAGAGGGCUACCAGGACUUGAUGGAGAACCUGGUGUUAUUGGAGCUCCUGGUCCACCUGGUGUCCUUGGUUUGAUUGGCGAUAUGGGCCCGGCUGGCAUCAUCGGCUUACCAGGUCCAAACGGACUGAAAGGUGUCUCAGGAAACAUGGGCGAGCCCGGUCUGAAAGGUGAUAAGGGUGAAGUGGGGCUUCCUGGAGAGCAGGGCGAGAUCGGGUUUCAGGGUGACAAGGGUAUUCAGGGUCUGCCAGGGUUACCAGGACCUCGAGGAAAGCCAGGACCACAGGGCAAACCAGGAGAACGAGGGCCUAGUGGAGUGCCAGGUCCGCCAGGACCUGAGGGUUUUCCCGGAGACAUCGGAAAACCUGGAGACAAUGGACCUGAAGGCCCAAAGGGCAAACUCGGAGCCAGAGGGUUGCCAGGUCCUCGCGGUGCAGCUGGCCGUCAGGGUGACGAGGGUCCUUUAGGACCACCAGGACCUGCAGGACUCGAGGGUUUGAUGGGCAGUUUGGGUUUCCCUGGAGCCACUGGACCUGAAGGACUCAAAGGCGAGCAGGGUGUCACAGGAAAAUCAGGGCCUAUGGGCGAGAGAGGUCUUGUUGGUUUCAUCGGUCCUGCCGGAGAGGCCGGAGUAGCUGGAGAGAAGGGUGAUCGCGGAGAGACGGGUUCACCCGGGCCUCCGGGAGAGAAAGGCUCUACGGGACACCCAGGAACCCCUGGAGAGAGCGGACCCCCGGGACCAGUCGGCAGUCCGGGCCCGCCGGGAUCACGUGGACCCAUUGGCAUAAAAGGACCUAAGGGAAGACGGGGUCCUCGGGGUUUAGACGGUGUGACAGGUGAACCCGGGUCUGAAGGUAAAAAGGGUCCUGAGGGUCCACCUGGAAAAGCUGGCUUGCCAGGACAAGGGGGAAAAAUCGGGGAGCCUGGGGAGGCGGGGCCAAAAGGAUUUACGGGAGUUCAAGGACCAUCAGGGGCCACAGGCGACAAAGGAAUAGCAGGAGAGCCUGGUCCUUCAGGGCCGCCGGGAACAAUCGGACCCCCUGGAAAUCCAGGGCCAAUGGGACCUGCAGGAAACCUCGGUGACCUCGGACUUCCAGGAGAACCGGGAGAGAAGGGGUCACUCGGUCCGGCAGGGAACGCUGGGGCGGCGGGAAUUAUCGGAACAAGGGGAGAACCGGGUUUAGAAGGAGAGGCUGGUCCAGCUGGUCCUGAUGGUGCAAAGGGUGAUAAAGGUGACAUGGGUGCAGAGGGUGAGCAGGGGGUCAGAGGUGACCCUGGAAUCAAAGGCAAAGAAGGGCCACCGGGCGACCCCGGACUCACCGGUGUCAGAGGUCCUGAAGGAAAAUCAGGUAAACAUGGUGAAAGAGGAAAACCAGGGUUUAAGGGGGCCAAAGGUAACAUUGGUCACCUGGGUGAGACCGGCGCCGUGGGAAAGAUCGGACCAGUUGGCACCACCGGACCAAAGGGCUCGCGAGGAACCGUUGGACAUGUGGGUGCUCCCGGGCGAAUGGGGCUUCAGGGUGAUCCAGGCAUCUCAGGAUACGGGGGUCACCAGGGACCUCAGGGUCCAAUUGGACCCCCGGGACCAAAAGGUGAAAAGGGCGAACAUGGGGAUGAUGGAAAGGUGGAGGGUCCUGCCGGUCCUCCAGGAAUCAUAGGACCAACAGGAAAGCGUGGAGACAGAGGUGAACCCGGAGAUCCAGGAUAUGUGGGUCAGCAAGGUGUCGAUGGUUUACGAGGCAAACCCGGUGCUCCUGGAUUACCUGGUAAUCCUGGUCCACGUGGAACACAGGGCCCCAAAGGAUCCAAAGGAGAACGGGGUCAGAAGGGUAAACAGGGUCAUGAAGGAGAACGUGGCAGUAGAGGAGCACCAGGUGUUGUUGGGUUACCCGGGCCGAAAGGCACGGUUGGGCGAGAAGGACAGGAGGGUGUUCCCGGCAUAGAUGGAGUCCCAGGAAAAGACGGAAGUGCGGGAAUACCGGGUGAUCAAGGUGAUGAUGGUGAGUUUGGUUUGCCCGGUAAACCAGGUGCCCCUGGCAAAGUUGGCGUUCCCGGGUUACCAGGAGAUCAGGGCUCAUAUGGUGCAAAGGGUGAGAGGGGUCUUCCUGGUCACCCUGGCCCUUCAGGAAAAAAAGGUUUUAAGGGUGGAAUGGGCCUGCCUGGAUCUCAGGGAAACCGCGGUGCAAAGGGAAAACCUGGUGAUGUUGGAGAAGCCGGCUUUCCAGGGGUCUUUGGAAUGUUUGGACCAAAGGGACCAUCAGGAGACUUAGGACCGAAGGGGAUUCAGGGACCUAAAGGCCCUCAGGGCAGCGUGGGCAGGACUGGUUUAGCUGGACCUGUAGGUGUAAUUGGCCCGAUUGGUAAUCCAGGCUUGAGAGGAGAUACUGGCAAUAAAGGAGAAAUGGGUGUACAGGGUCCUAGAGGUGCUCCUGGACCACGAGGCCCUCCUGGAGCUCCGGGUCCACCAAGAGUCCCUUAUAAACAUGUUGGUCUCGGUGUGGCUCUUCCAGCUUUUACAGACACACAUACACAGACAAUUGAGAGUCGAGGUCUGAUGGACAUGCCCAUGUUAGAUCAGGCACCUGAGAUCCUCAGGACUCUUCAUUACUUGAGUACUUUGGUCCACAGCCUGAAGAACCCACUGGGCACACGAGACCACCCGGCUCGACUUUGCAAGGACCUGCACAACUGCGAGAACACACUACAUGAUGGCACUUAUUGGAUCGACCCCAACCUGGGCUGUUCCUCGGACUCUAUUGAAGUGAUGUGCAACUUCACAGGAGGCGGACGCACCUGCCUCAGACCCAUCACGACCACCAAGCUGGAGUUCACUGUAAGGCGAGUCCAGAUGAACUUCAUACACCUGCUGAGUUCAGGAGCUGAGCAGCGAAUCACUAUACACUGCCUAAACGUGACAAUCUGGAGACACGCCCCUUCCCGACCCCCAUCCCAGAAUGCCGUUCGGUUUCACGCUUGGAGCGGCGAGACGCUGGAGCCAGAUGUGAUAGAAGAUACCUGUUGGCAACUGAAUGGACGCUGGCAACAUGCUCACUUCCUGUUCCGGGUGUCGGACCCAACUCUACUUCCUGUUGUACGCUUGAGCAAUCUACCAAAGACAACACCCACAUCACGCUUUCACCUAGAAGUCGGACCUGUAUGCUUCCUGUAGUGUGUGUGCGUGCACACGCGUGUGUGUGGAUUGCUUUUGGGCUCACGCCACACACUCCGCCCCUGCCCCGCCCCCCUCGGUAAUCAGCCACUGAUUGGACUGCAGAAACAGAUAGAGGGGCUGUGGGUGGGGCUAAGGGGGAUUUAGCACUAAAGACUCCAGCAGUCUAAAAGAAAUCCCGCCCCUACCAGCCAUGGAUGUCCAAUCAGAUUUGACUCAUUUUAAGCCAAUCAUCUCACAGGGACAAACACUCAGGACAUCCGGGUCAGGGAAAAAUUUGUCUUGAAUUCUCUCUUUCAGUCUUUCAGCGGUUCUGCUUAUUUCUUUGCUUGCUAUGUCAAAUUUAUAAAAAUAAUAAGUUAUUGUAAUACUUUUAUAUAUUGGUUUAUUGCAGAGAUCUUCGAGAGGUAUUUUAUGUAUAUAUACACUAUCAGAAAAAAGGUACAAUAGUUGUCACUGGGAUGGUACCUUUUAAAAAGGUCCCAAUAUUUUUUUCAAAGGUUUGAGGUACCAGUAUGCAACUUUUAGGUAGCCGCCCCAGUGAUAACUUUUGUACCUUUUUUCUGAGAGUGUACAGCGGGUAAAAUAAACACGUCAUCAUUGAACACGUCCGUAACAACCCAAAUAAUCCAUACAUACAAAGAAAUCAAAACAAAUCAGUUCAAAAAAUGAAGUUAUAUGUAAUCAAAUGCAAUACUUAUUUUACUCGCUGUAUACUUAAUGUUUAUCUGAUCUUUUAUACAGUAAUGUUCUCAAAUAUAAAAAAAGAAAAAAGUGCAAUAAGAAAACGAAGAAAAAUGCUAAUUGAUUAUAUAUUGCUAAAAAGUGUGUGCUUUUCAGGAGUGUUUUCCUUCUAAAGAUACAUUAUAACACUCCAUCAGACAGGGAAGUGUGUGUGUUUGUGUGAAUGUGUGUGUUUGUAUAUCACAGUGGACUGUGAAUAUGUAUGUGUGUAUGUUUUUAAACCGGUGUCUUAUUCAUCACUAAACAGACACACCUGUGCACAACAUGCAUGGCCCGACUGAGGUGCACCUGUCACUUUAAGAGAGGGGGCGUGUCUUAGCUAGCAUGGGUGUGUCUUGUUUAAAGAGGUGUAUAAAGCGUGAAUCCCUCUCGAAAACAUGUCCAGGUCACUUUUACUGGAAACUAAAAUAAAAAAGUAUAUUUCAUCUAAAGAGCAUAUUUCUGGUCCAUUAAAGGUGCAAUGUGGGACUUUUAGCGGCAUCUAGUGGUGAGAUUGUGAAUUGCAACCAAUGGCUCAGUCCACAGCUUACCCCUCAUAGUGAAGCUACGGUAGCUGCCACAGGACAAACACGUUAUUGUCUGAGACAACAUCAUAACAAAAUGUAGAGCAGUUAGUAUGUAGAUAAAAACGUCUCAUUCUUAGGUAAUAAAAACAAUACAAUUCAUUAUGUAAGGUCUUCAUACAGGGUUCACACGGGUCCUUGAAAUCUUUGAAAUUUUGUGAAUCUGGGGGAAAAUUCAAGGCCAUUGGAAGUUUUUGAAAAUAUACAUACAUAGAUACAGGUCAUUGAAAGUGCUUGAAUCUAUUUUAUACAAGAAGUUUUCUGGGAAAAAAUCCAUAUUAUUCCCUGUGUAGUGUAGGAUAAUAUCAUAAAAAUUCUAGACUUUUUAAGCACACGUGCUAAACUGUUAGCUUUAAAUGUUUAUAUCUUCUGUAUGCGAAUGUUGAUUCAUACCAAAAUGCUUUUUUGCAUAGUUGUGUUUGACACAUGAAAACGUCUCGGGUUACGUAUGUAAAUGUUGUUCCCUGAGAAGGGAACAAGACGCUGCGUCUCCCUUGUCAUACUUCCUGCAUCCCUUUAACGCCGUCUUUGGCAAUAUUUCAGAUAGCGAUAUACUUCCUGACUCCCGCGUCACCCUGUCUUUGUCGUUAAGCCUCACCAUUGGUUCUGUCAAGAGAUCCUUCUAAAAUUUACACACUGCACCUUUAAGACUAAGAAAUAUAUAUACAUUUUCAUUUUCUUUUGAAACUGAAAAAAAUCUUUCUUUUGUUUAAAGAGUGAAAUAUGACCUAAAAUAUAUGUUCUUGAGCGGUUUCAUGAGAUUCACUCUUGGGUAACAAUGGUGCUAAUUUAAAUCUGUUGUAAAGUGUCUUGUGAUUUUAUUGUGAAUUUGUGAAGGUGCUCAUGAAGUCAUUAUUACAAUGCAAUCGGUUAAAGGUCAGUAGAUCUGCCAUUGAAACACAUCUGAUGAAAUGUACAUCUUUAAAGCUCAAUGCAACAUGCAGAAGUGCUUUCAGCUGUGGUAGAGAACAUUCAUGACAGCAACACAAUAACUGAUGGGUUUGUAAGGGAAGCAUUUUUGUAGAUAUAUGUGUUUAAGUAAAUAUAACAUUUAAACAACAAUAAUAAUGAUCAUUCUUGGAUGAAAUGCUGAGUUCCCUACAAGAAAUGAAGAAAAGAUGUUUCUUCACAACGAUCUGUAUAAAGUUCUGCAGGCUUUGAUGUAUACAGUUCCUCUUGCUAAUUUAAUGUUAUUUAAAUGUUAAAAAAACGCGCUUUUAACCCAAUUCUCUGUUGUAACAGAGUCUCUCCAGAUAACUUAAAUAUCUGUAUUUCAACUGCUCUUACAGUUGAUAGAUUUCUAUUUUAUGUGUAAAUUUGGGCUUUCAGAGAAUACGAUAUAUUGCUUUUUUCAGUCUGUUUUUAUUUUUCUAUCCUUUUUGUUUAAGUUUGUCUAUAUUCAUUAACGUUGUACUGUAACAGGUGUGUGUUUAACAUUAUUUGGAAAGCAUGUGAACACUCAGAAGUUUCGAUUACCUCAAUACUCAGCCGGUUUUGUUUGUAUUGUUCAGUAAUAUCUGUCAGUUUGGAAGAGGUUUAUGUUUAAAACACCGUCCUCAGUCUUACUUAAUGUUGUAUUUCGUCAUUGUUCAAUACUCGGUUAAAUUUGUGGAUUUUGAAUUGGAAUUAAUGCUUACAUACCCAAUAAAAAAUUCUUACACCAAAGUACACAUUUGUAUU
Messenger RNA from Misgurnus anguillicaudatus (oriental weatherfish), 8728 nucleotides. Lineage: Eukaryota; Metazoa; Chordata; Actinopteri; Cypriniformes; Cobitidae. The record is from RefSeq and is a predicted model, not a curated record.